This is a messenger RNA of Didymodactylos carnosus, 576 nucleotides long. Lineage: Eukaryota; Metazoa; Rotifera; Eurotatoria; Philodinida; Philodinidae. The record is from the annotation of a GenBank genome assembly.
AUGUCUGAACAUAUUGAUCUACCGUGUCAUUCAUCUCGAUCAUCAUUAUUAUCAUCGUCAAGUGGUUAUAAUAAUUAUCGAGGUUUAUUAAAUCUUGUCUAUGUUUUGUUGGCAAUGGGUAGUGGACGUCUUGUCCUAGAAAACUUACUAAAAUACGGUUUAUUAGUACAAAUAGAUUUACCCGUUAAAUUUCUAAGAGAUCCAACACAAUGGCCAGCUUUGACAUUAAUUUUACUCGUGAAUAUAUUUAUUUUAAUUACCUACUAUUUAGAAUUGAAAGCAAAAUCAAUUCUAUUACAACUAGUCACUUUAAUCAUGUUAUUGAUAUUUCCUGUUGUUUAUAUCUGGAUUAGAAAACCAAAUCCAGUUGGAGCUUUUCUUGCUGUCUCAAUCUAUUUAAUUGUAUUUUUAAAAUUAGUAUCAUAUAUUCACAUCAACUGGUUGUGUAGAAAACAAUACAUCAGUGAGAACAAAAGAAAAAGUAAGAAUGACGAGAACCACAUAUCAUAAUCGUUCUAUCUGACCAUCUUAUUUUCUACCAUCACAAUGCUUUACCGCAUCACUAUUACUGUCAGU